AUGUCACAGCAAGCUCCAAUUCCUCACCCACCAUUUGACCCAGCUUAUCAAACACCCGUUGCACUUGCUGGCCUGCCUCCGGACCUCGACGUGAACUCGCUGCGCGAAGGGCCCCUACUAGCGGCUACAGCAGAACCGUUGCUCUCCAAAUACACUAAUCUCAAACACCGCGAGGUUCUUGCUCCGCCAGUUCAAGGCCUCAGCGAUCACACCGUCACUAUCUCGCUCUUUGAGACCAAGACAUCCAAGAAAACAGACCGCGCAGUCUUUUUGUACUGUCAUGGCGGCGGUCAGGUCGGCGGCAAUCGGUUCUUCGGUGUGGAAGUGUGUAUGGAUACUGUCCUGCCUGUCCACGACGAUUUGGUCUUCGCGUCCGUAGAGUACAGGCUGGCGCCAGAAAACCGGGCUCCCGCUGCCGCGUACGACUGUUACGCUGCUACCGUUUACAUAGCCGAUCAUGCCGCAGAGCUGGGUAUUGAUCCAUCAAGGAUCGUGAUCUCCGGUCUUUCUGGCGGUGGAGCCCCAGCUGCUGCAGCAUGCAUCCUUGCCCGGGACCGAAAGUACCCGCCCAUCCGAGCUCAGUUGCUCUCUACACCUAUGCUGGACGACCGCGUGACAGAUGUAUCGCAUAGACAAUUUCCUUCUGGAGCGACUUGGCCGGCAGUCAGGAACUCACAAGCUUGGGAUUUGGUGUUGGGUCCGGAUCGGGCUGCACCGAGCGAUAUCCAGGUUCCGGGGAGAGCACAAGACUUGUCAAACCUACCGCCAGCUUUUAUCGACGUCGGCGAGUGUGAAGUCUUCAGGGACAGCGCUGUUGCUUAUGCAAGUCGACUCUGGGCAAAUGGAUCCUCUUGUGAGCUCCAUGUCUGGCCGGGAAUGUACCACGGAGGGCACGCGUUCGAGGCUGACGUUCACGACAAUUUAAAUGCUAUUGCGUGUCCAAUAUGUUCGCAGUGUCUGCUGUCACCACUCUCAUGCCGCUACGCAGAAGGUGGCAAGCGAGGUCUCCCAGCUGCGUACAUGAACAGUAUCGAGAAGCGAUUACAGGACACUGAAGCUGCACUGUAUGCUACACUUCGCGCUCUCCAAGAUAUGGACGGCCUUGAAUCUCUUUCCCUGAACGUAGAGAGUGGCCCCAAGACUGAGUCCAGACCGCGACGCUCGAAGGCCGAGAAGCAGAAAGAGUGGAUGCAGAGACCGUUACAGACAAGUGAAGAUAUCCUCACGUGGUUUCGUGAUGAGCAGCAGCGGCCAAGUACGCACAGCGCACGAAAGGAUGCAAAGGUCACCGGCGAGGCAACGGCGGGUACACAUCCUGACUCGAAAACGCAAACUACUUCUACCAUGCCCAGCCUAUGUGAAGACCAAACAUCAGCAGGCUUUCGUGUAGAUCCAGGAGACGCAAUGGAGCGACUCGGGGGUUGCAAACCUCCCAGUGUACCGAAUGCGUCACUUUCCGCCGACAAGCCCACAUCCUGGCGUAACAAUUACUUCUGA
Messenger RNA from Parastagonospora nodorum SN15, 1497 nucleotides. RefSeq lists its product as hypothetical. The transcript is spliced from 3 exons. Lineage: Eukaryota; Fungi; Ascomycota; Dothideomycetes; Pleosporales; Phaeosphaeriaceae. The coding region runs from base 1 to 1497 and encodes 498 amino acids. The record is from RefSeq and is a predicted model, not a curated record. Gene Ontology annotation, molecular function: hydrolase activity.